Messenger RNA from Neolamprologus brichardi, 2907 nucleotides. Lineage: Eukaryota; Metazoa; Chordata; Actinopteri; Cichliformes; Cichlidae. The record is from RefSeq and is a predicted model, not a curated record.
AUGACGACUGCAGCAACGUCUGUGUCUGAGCUGAGGGUUGUUCUGCUGGGGAACAGCUGCUCUUUGAGGAGAAAUGUUGGGAACGCCAUCCUGGGACAGACCAAGUUCAGAACUGAGGAAGAACCAAACUGCUGUUCAUCUGUCAGAGGACAACUGGAAGACAAAGAAAUAGUUCUGAUCAACACUCCAGACCUGCUGCUUCCAGACGUCUCUGAGGACAAAGUGAAGGAACAUGUAGAAACGUGUGUGAGGCUCUCUGAUCCUGGACCUCAUGUGUUCCUGCUGGUUCUGCAGCCUGAAGACUUCACUGAGGAGCACAAACAGAGGCUCUGCAGAGUCCUUAAACUGUUCAGUGAUCGAUCAUUUGAUCAUUCAUUGAUUCUGAUAUCAACAUCCAAAGAGGAGGCCUCAGGUACCAUAGAGCAGUAUCCAGCUGUGAGAGAGAUGAGGAGCUUGUGUGGAGACAGAUACCUGUUACAGGAGAAAUCUGAACUUUCAGGCCUGUUAACACUCUUGGAUCAAAUUAUAACAGAGAACAACGGAGAGCAUCUGAGCUGUGAUGGAUUUGAUGAAGUGAAGGAUUUCUGUUUAAUGAAGAGAUCUGAACACAUCAAACCAUCUUUAACUCUGGAGCUGUUUGAAGAACCAGAGAAUGAAAAAGAAUGGGAGGAAGAAUUUGAGUGGAAGCAAAAUGAAUGGUGGGAAAAACGACGCCUGCAAGAUGAACAGAAAUAUGAUAUGAAACCACUGACACGCAGUUCCAGCUAUGGGUUACUGCCACCUGACAUGUCCGAGCUGAGGGUGGUUCUGCUGGGGAACAAAGGGUCAGAGAUGAGAGCAGUGGGGAACAUGGUACUAAGAGAGGAGAAGUUCUGUACUGAAAAAGCAGAAGACUGCUGUGUAGAAUUCAGUACACCCUUUAAGGAAAAACGAAUAGUUGUCAUUAACACCCCAGACCUGUUGCUUCCAAACAUCUCUGAGGACAAACUGAAGAAACAUGUAGAAACCUGUGUGAGGCUCUCUGCUCCUGGACCUCAUGUGUUCCUGUUGGUUCUACAGCCCGAAGACUUCACUGAGGAGCAAAAAGUGAAGCUCUGCAGAGUCCUUGAAAAGUUCAGUGAUCAGUCAUUUGAACAUUCAUUAGUUCUGAAAUCCACUCCCAGAGAAAAGAGCUCAGCUUUCAUGGAAGAAGAUCAACCCUUAAAGGACUUUAUCAGAAAAUGCAAAUACAGACAUUUGAUGCUGAAGAACCUUGAACAUGCAGAGCUGCUAACACACUUGGUUCAAAUUGCAAAAGAGAACAAUGGACACAUGGUCUGUGAUGUACUUGAGGAUGCAGCAACAGGUCUGACUUCUGAUCAGGAAACCAUCAAACAAGAAAAAACAUCAACCUCUCCAUUUGGUCCAACAAAAGAAAUUGUGUUGGACACUGUGGAGCAGAUGAGAUGUACAAACAAACCAUGCUGCUACACAGCUGUAACAUUUGCUCGAGCCCAGAUUGAUCUGAUAACUAAAAAUAUGGUCACUCGUGAUGAAGAGAAGCAGAACACGGAGCCUCUCAGGAUUGUGCUGAUAGGAAAGACCGGCAGUGGAAAGAGCUCAUCAGGAAACACCAUUCUAGGAGAGGAAGUGUUUAAAGAAAUGCCAAGUCAAACAUCAGUCACCAAACAGUGUCAGAAAGCACACGGUGAGGUGGACGGCCGUCCGGUUGUUGUGGUCGACACUCCUGGUCUGUUUGACACAACUCUGUCACACGAAGAAGUUCAUGAGGAGAUGGUGAGAUGUGUCAGUCUUCUGGCUCCAGGACCACACGUCUUCCUGCUGGUGUUAAAAAUUGGUCGUCUGACAGCAGAGGAGAAGGAGACAUUAAAACUCAUAAAAGAAGGAUUUGGGAAGAAUUCAGAAAAGUUCACCAUCAUUCUUUUCACUGAAGGAGAUUCACUAGAACGUGGCAAAAUAUCCACUGAAGAUUAUAUUGAAAGUCAAUGUGAUGAUUCCUUUAAGAAGCUGAUCUCUGACUGUGGAGGAAGAUACCAUGUGUUCAAUAAUGUAGACAAAGAGAACCGCCAACAAGUCAGUGAGCUGAUAACAAAGAUUGACACCAUGGUGAAGGACAAUGGAGGAAACUGCUUCACCAAUGAGAUGCUGGAAGAAGCUGAAGCAGCGAUAAAGAAGGAAAUGGAGAGAAUCCUGAAGGAGAAGGAAGAAGAAAUUAAGAGAGACAGAGAGGAGCUAGAAAGAAAACAUGAGGAAGAAAAGGACGCCAUCAAAACAAGAUUGGAAGAAGAGAAGAAAAUAUUACAGUGGGAAAGAGACCAGAAAGACCAGAAACUCAAACAGAUGGAGGAUUAUCUAAAUAAGGAGCGUGAAGAGAGAAAGAAAGAACAGGAAAUGAGAGAAAAUGAGAACAGAAAACGGGAAGAGGAGGAAGAAAGACGUAGGCAGGAUUUUAUAAUGCAACUUGAAAGAUCGGACAAACAAAUUCAGACAGAAAAAGAAGAAAAGAAAAAUGUGGAGAGAAAGCUGGAAGAGACCAGAGGAGAGAUGAGGAGAAAACAAGAAGCCUGGGAGAAAGAACGAAGAGAAGAAAGAGAGAAACGAAAGCAAGAAGAUGAACAGAGACGACAAGAAGAGAAAGAACUUGAAGAAAAGUACAAACAGAAAAAAGAAAGUUAUGAAAACAAAAGAAAAGAAGAAGAUGAGAGCAGGAGAGAAAAGGAGAAGAAUGAACGAAAAGACCUGGAGGACAAAUAUAAAACAGAAAAGGGAAAUCUGGAGAAAAAAUAUGAAGAAGAAGCCAGAAAGAAAGCUGAAGAGUUCAAUGAAUUCAAGGAAAAAUACAGUCGUAUGGAGAACCAACUGAAAGACAAAGAUGAGAAGUAUGACCUGUUGAAGGUCACAAAAUAA